AUGCUCUCUCAACGCUUCACCACUCUUUUGCGCACCGUCUCUGUCGUCUCUGCACGCUCCGUCGCAUCCAGCCGGUCCGUUCUCCGCCGUCUUCCUCUGCCAACUCCUCCGCCGCCUUCAGUCACAUCGCGCACCGUCUUGCGGUCCAUGCCCUCGAUUCCGUUCCUUGGAAGUCUUUUUUCUUCUUCUUCUUCUUCUCCUUCCUCCUCGACUGCCCGGCAAGACAACAUGUCUUUCCCCGACCAGCGCACGGAUUCGGAAUGGCGCGCCGUGUUGAAUCCUGAACAGUUCCGUGUUCUGCGUGAACAGGGGACCGAGCGCCCGUUUACGGGCGAGUACGACAAGCACUUUGCCGACGCCGGCGUCUACCGCUGCGCCGGCUGCCAGGCGCCGCUCUACAAGGCCUCGCACAAGUUCAAGUCUGGCUGCGGCUGGCCGGCCUACUUUGACAGCCUGCCCGGCGCCGUCAAGCGUAACGUCGACAACACGCUCGGCAUGCAGCGCACCGAGAUUGUGUGCGCCAACUGCGGCGGCCACCUGGGCCACGUCUUCAAGGGCGAGGGCUACAACACGCCAACCGAUGAGCGCCACUGUGUCAACAGCGUCAGUCUCAAGUUCUCGGCCGAAGACGAGGCUGCCGCCGCCAAGGACGCCGGUGGCGCGACGAGCAAGGCGUAG
This is a messenger RNA of Sporothrix schenckii 1099-18, 678 nucleotides long. Its product is annotated as methionine-R-sulfoxide reductase SelR. Gene Ontology annotation, molecular function: peptide-methionine (R)-S-oxide reductase activity. The record is from RefSeq and is a predicted model, not a curated record. Bases 1 to 678 code for a protein of 225 amino acids. NCBI's taxonomy places the organism in Eukaryota, Fungi, Ascomycota, Sordariomycetes, Ophiostomatales, Ophiostomataceae. The transcript has 2 exons. Gene Ontology annotation, biological process: response to oxidative stress; protein repair.